CGCUUCCUCUUCAAGAUGGCGGCGCCCAGCGGGAGGAGCGCCCGGCGCGCGUGGGCCGCGCUGGUGCCCGCAGCCCUGCUGUGCCUGGCGGCCCGAGCGGCCGCGGAACCGGGCACGGCGCCGGGCGCGGCCCCGAGCACGGCUGAGUUUGACGUGCGGCCCGGCGGGGAGGUUCACUCCUUCUCCCGGAGCCUGGGGGACUACGGCUGCACCUUCACCUACUCGGCCCAGGGCGGCACAAACGAGCAAUGGCAGAUGAACGUUGGAGUCAGCGAGGACAGCGGGCUCUUCUCCUGCUCCAUCUGGAGGCCCCAAGGGAAGUCUUAUCUCUUCUUUACCCAGUUUAAAGCUGAAGUGAAAGGAGCCAAGAUAGAGUAUGCCAUGGCUUAUUCUCAGGCUGCUGUGGGUGCCCAGAGCGACAUCCCCUUGAAACAGGAAGAAUUUGAAAUCACUGAAACAACAGUGUCUCACAGGGAAGGCAAGUUCCGUUUCGAGCUGUCCAAACUCAUGAUUGUGGCAAAAACCCCCCGUGACGAGCUGUGACCCCGAGGCCGGCCCCGGGCAGGGGGCUUGGCCGGACCAGCGUGGCAGUGAAGGGAUUUCCUGGUUACCAGCGGGGUUUUUCUUUUGGUUGGCCGAACCUUUUAUGUUUUCCAUACUGAAAUGUGCUGGGGACCGACACGAGUGGGGCGUGGAGGCGUGAGGACAGAUUUGUUGUGUCUUGUGUCAGAGUAACACCGUGCUUUGCAGCUGGAAACCUCCCGGGAGGCUCCCGAUCCUCCUGUGCCCCUUCCUGCUUGGCAGAGCUGCCGAGCACGAAAAGCUCCCGAGGAAAGGGGCUCCUUAUCUGCUUCGCCGGGAAGAGCAAGGCAGGGAGAUAAGUGGCUGGAUUUAAGCAGGGCUUGCUAAAGGGAAGUUGUUAACUCUGUAGUCUCUGGAGGGGAGAUGGGAUUUCUCUCUCCAGCAGCGUGACAGGAGGAAAUAAUUAAUUUAGGGGGAGGAAGGGAGGGAGUUGGCCAAAGCUCUGAUUCCGUGGUGAGUGUGUGGCUGGAGUGGAUCCAGAGCUGGGCUGGGAUAGCUUGGAUGGGGGGAAGGCAGAGCAGCUUACUCUGACACAACCAGGAAUCAAUCCAAGCAACACUUCCACGUCUCAGCACAACCACGGGACUAUUUUAUACCUACAGAAAAGUGAUUUUUUUCUUAUCCAGAGUAAUAACAGGGAAUAUGCAAUUCCUUUCCUGUGUAAAUACAGCACAAAUAAAGAAAUAAAGCAUCGUG
Molecule: messenger RNA, 1278 nt
Organism: Corvus hawaiiensis (hawaiian crow)
Lineage: Eukaryota; Metazoa; Chordata; Aves; Passeriformes; Corvidae
Gene: MYDGF
Product: myeloid derived growth factor
Exons: 6
Coding region: 16-543 (175 amino acids)
Biological process (GO): positive regulation of endothelial cell proliferation; positive regulation of angiogenesis
Source: RefSeq, a predicted model, not a curated record